GCGUACCGAAUACUGUCGUCAGUGUGGUGGAAGCACUGAAACAAAAGAUCCAACGACGAUUGCCAGACGAAUGGGUGGCGAGAGAUUGACGGUCGACGACGGUCCGGCGUCCGGUUGAUGGCCGCGGAACGCGAUGCGGUCACCGGAUUCGAAACCAACGGCUGCGGCGGCGGCGGCCCACGGUUACCACCGAUCGGCGCGGCCGUACGGUGGACCGCGGCGGCCGCGGCGGUCACCGCGCAGCCAGACGGCCAGAAGGAGAUUGGAUUCGCGGGCACCAAGCAACCACCACCGUCCGCGCCGGCGCAGGUGCAGGAGCUGUACCGGAGGCUGCACAGCCGGUCCCUGUCGUCGCUGCCGCCCGAGCCGUUCAUGAUCAUGCGGUCCAAGGCGCUCAACCGCAGGGUGUGUAUAAACGUAGGUGGCGUCAAGCACGAGAUAUUGUGGCGCACGCUGGAACGGUUGCCGCACACCCGGUUAGGCCGGCUGAGGGACUGCAACACGCACGAGGCGAUCGCGGAACUGUGCGACGAUUACUCGCUGGCCGACAACGAGUACUUCUUCGACCGGCACCCAAAAUCUUUCAGCUCGGUACUAAACUUCUAUAGGACGGGAAAACUGCAUCUGGUCGACGAGAUGUGCGUGCUGGCGUUCAGCGACGACCUGGAGUACUGGGGCGUGGACGAGCUGUACCUAGAGUCUUGUUGCCAGCACAAGUACCACCAGCGCAAAGAGCACGUGCACGAGGAGAUGCGCAAAGAGGCGGAGUCGUUACGGCAGCGUGACGAGGAGGAGUUCGGUGAGGGAAAGUGCGCGCACUAUCAAAAGAUCCUGUGGGAUCUUCUCGAAAAACCGACCACGAGCAUCGCGGCAAGGGUGAUAGCCGUGAUCUCGAUACUGUUCAUCAUUAUGUCGACUGUGGCGCUGACGCUGAACACGAUACCGGCGAUGCAGGUGAAAGACGAGUCGAAGGGCGUGUUCCAGGACAACCCGCUGUUCGCCAUGGUGGAGCUGGUGUGCAUCACGUGGUUCACGCUCGAGUACCUGCUGCGGUUCAGCGCGUCACCCAACAAGUGGAAGUUCUUCAAGGGCGGCCUAAACGUGAUCGACCUGCUGGCCAUACUGCCGUACUACGUGUCGCUGAUAUUGGUGGCCGAGACCGACAAGACGGACACGCACCAGUUCGACGACGUGCGCCGCGUCAUACAGAUAUUCCGGAUCAUGCGCAUACUGCGCAUCCUCAAGCUGGCCCGACACUCCACCGGGCUCCAGAGCCUCGGGUUCACGUUGCGCAAUUCGUACAAGGAGCUAGGCCUGCUCAUGCUAUUCCUGGCCAUGGGCGUGCUAAUAUUCUCCAGCCUGGCGUACUUCGCCGAGAAGGAGGAGCCCGGCACCAAGUUCUUGUCCAUACCGGAGACGUUCUGGUGGGCCGGCAUCACCAUGACCACGGUGGGCUACGGCGACAUAUACCCGACCACCGCGCUCGGCAAGGUCAUCGGCGGCGUCUGUUGUGUCUGUGGCGUGCUGGUCGUUGCGCUGCCCAUUCCGAUUAUCGUUAACAAUUUUGCCGAGUUCUAUAAAAACCAAAUGCGACGCGAGAAGGCGUUGAAACGACGCGAGGCGCUGGAGCGCGCCAAACGCGAGGGCAGCAUUGUGUCCUUCCACCACGUCAACCUGCGGGACGCGUUUGCCAAGAGCAUGGACCUGAUCGACGUGAUCGUCGACAACGAGAGCGACAUCCCGAAGCUGUCCAAACAGAACUCGCUACGAUCGCACGUGGGCAGCAAUUAUUCGCAGUACGACGGGACGAGCAGCGGCAGCGAGACGGCACCGUUGAACCCGGCGCCGGCGCGCGGUGCCGCACCGCCGAAACCGGAACACCAGACGCUGUUGGACAUCGAUAACCCGGAGCAGAACGCCAACUCGUUCGGGAAGCCGUUCGAGAGCUCGGAGAAAAUGACCAUGAGUUGUUUUAACGAAAAAUUAGACGAAAAUUUCAAUGAGUUUGAAUGUUGCUCUUGUAGACAAAAGGAAGUGAAGGAGUACCUGGACGCGGAACACCUGACCCCGUAUCCGACCAGUGAGCCGCAGCGAACGCCGCUGAACGUGGAGAUGCGUACGCUUAAGUCAGAGGCGGACGGCGCGUCGUCGGGCGGCGGCGGCGGUGGUGGCCAGUGGCGAUCGCGCAACGAGGUGGGCAGCGUGGACAGCUCGGACACGUAUAUCAGCUGCAAGUCGCAGCCGUUCCACUCGCAGGGCGACCUGACCGCCGACGACAUGCACGACGCGGUGUUCGAGCACGUCGGACAUCAUCAGCCGACCGGCAACGGGGGCCCGGGCAAUGACUCGAACUUGUACGUGAACCCGCUGGAGACCACCAACGGCGGCAAGGGCGGGCCGCCCAGGAGCUUGGGAACGUCGCCGAUGGACGAGUGCAAGGAGUUCGGCGGUGGCCGGACGUCGGGAAGCCGGGGCAGCCUGAACGAGACGGCGAAACAGCGGAAGACGAGGUUCUCGCAGCAAUCAAACAUAGGGGAGAACUUAUUUGGUCGAGCGUCUCAAGAAAGUUUAGAUGGUGCACGGAAACGACGACCUUCGUUUGGGUUGUCGUCCAAAACAUUGACAAAUGCUACAAGAAUAAUCAAUCAACAUUUGUUUGGGUUACCAUUAAUAUCAAAUAAAACAGGGAAAAGCAGUAAGUCCACACCGUCGGCGUCGGUCGAGUCGAUUGACCGUUCGCCGGAAACACACCGAAGGUCCAAGUCCAUUCUGAAACGGCACCAGAACCCAACGGCAUCGCAGGCCACGCAGGACGCGCAGUCGACGAACGGUGGCGGCACCGGAAACCCUUCCGGCAACCACACGAGGAUAGGCAUCCGGCGCGCGGCCCACGUAGACCCGGAAACGGAGAAACUCAUACCGGACAACCUGUCAGACUGUUCGCCGGGCAAGAGUCCGAUGUCACCGCCGCAACAGCAGCUUCAUCCGCCGGCGCAGCCACUGCCACUGCCCAUGGCCGUGCCCGUGACACUGUCGCAACCCCUUCACCAUCACCACCACCACAACAACAACAACAACAACAACAACAACAACAACAACAAUAACAACAUCAACAAUAACAGCAGCAGCAGAAACGCGCGCGGUGGCAGGGCUCCGGUCGAAGUGGCGCUGCUGCAGGACUUGCUCGAAGACUCGGGCGGGCCCAUAUUCAUUUGUCCGCCGCCGCCACCGAUGACCGAUGGGGGUGACAAACGGUACUCGUAGUAAUGCAUGCGCUCGGUUCCGCGGUUCACCCGAAAAAAACGAAUGGGUAAAAGAAUAAAAAAAAAAAAAAAGAUACGAAAAUCUGCCUAGAUUCGGCGUCAGUGACCGUCCACGCCACUGCUGCGAGACGAGCAUUGCCCUACAAAAUGAACCAAACGUUUACACCGUUGCGUACAACGAACUUCAAACGUACACACCGACUUGUUCGAGUCCAACAGCUUUAACCGUAGGCGUAGUAUCAUGAUAUUUGAUGUUAUAUAUGUGUGCGCCGAAUACGUAAAUAUGUAUACACGUCGAUUAAUUAAUUGUGUAUGAAUGUAUAUACAUAUACAAUAUUAUACAUAAAUGCGAUGUAGAUUUUUAACUAACGCAAUUCUCGUUUUUUAUUAAAGAGAAAUUUUUAAACUUAAAUCAUAUGAGAAACGCUCAUUUUAUCAUCAUUAGAUUGUAAUGUUUUAGUCUCGAGGUAAAUAAUAAAAAUAAAUCAUUUGCCGUAGUAUUCGUAGAUAUUCGUUAAGGACGCUUCUUUUUAGGCUUCUGUCAACUGUUUAAAUCGAUCAUCACGAACGUAAUCGUUUUUGCAUAAUCGUCACCUUAGUCAUCAAUAUAACAGUCAUCGUCGUCAUUAUUAUUUGAUGUACAACGAACAAAAUUUUCAUAUCAAAUCGAAUCUGCUCCGUACCGCGGAAUGUACCCGUGGUGUUUCCCAAGUUCAACCAUUUGACAUUCAGCUAGAUAUAUGUUGCCAAAACCAUAAAACAAUCUAUCAAAAAUCAAUAUUAAAUGCUGUUAUAAACGGUUUUAUUAAGAAAAA
Molecule: messenger RNA, 4078 nt
Organism: Sipha flava (yellow sugarcane aphid)
Lineage: Eukaryota; Metazoa; Arthropoda; Insecta; Hemiptera; Aphididae
Gene: Shab
Product: potassium voltage-gated channel protein Shab
Exons: 9
Coding region: 118-3264 (1048 amino acids)
Biological process (GO): potassium ion transmembrane transport; protein homooligomerization
Cellular component (GO): membrane; voltage-gated potassium channel complex
Molecular function (GO): delayed rectifier potassium channel activity; protein binding
Source: RefSeq, a predicted model, not a curated record